This is a messenger RNA of Cydia splendana, 1127 nucleotides long. RefSeq names its product acidic mammalian chitinase-like. Gene Ontology annotation, biological process: carbohydrate metabolic process; chitin catabolic process. Gene Ontology annotation, cellular component: extracellular region. NCBI's taxonomy places the organism in Eukaryota, Metazoa, Arthropoda, Insecta, Lepidoptera, Tortricidae. Gene Ontology annotation, molecular function: chitinase activity; chitin binding. Bases 1 to 1107 code for a protein of 368 amino acids. The record is from RefSeq and is a predicted model, not a curated record. The transcript is spliced from 8 exons.
AUGAUGAUGAUGUGGUUCAGUAUCACACUACUCUCCGCUUUGAUGGUAGUCGCUCAAACUAUUUUCUACCCUCCGAUCGGCGUAGUGGUGUGUUACUACGGAGAAGGGGCCAACGAGAGAACCGGGGUCGGCCGCUUCGGCGUGAGUGACCUGCCUACUAAUCUCUGCACGCAUAUUGUCUAUUCAUUCCUCUUGCCUAACGGAACCACGGGAGGCAUUAUUGCUCCUGAAGAAACUACUUACGAGGGAAAGAGCAAUUCUGUUGCUGACCUCAUUGCGUUAAAAAAGAAGAAUUGUAAUUUGAAAAUCAUGGCUGCUAUUGGUGGUUGGAAUGAAGGCUCAACUAACUUCACAGCGCUUGUCAACGACGAUACUUUGAGGGCAACUCUAGUCAGUAACUUGUACAACUAUAUUGAUUCCAACGGCUUCGAUGGUUUGGACUUGGACUGGGAGUACCCUGCACAAAGAGGUGGAGCAGACUCUGACAAGGUACCUAAAAACCACUUACUCAUAAUUAUCUUCUUUUUCCCGAUCCAGCAGUUUUUACUGAUGAAACAAUGGCAAGUUGGUUCUGCUUCCGCCAUUUCUUUUAGAACAAUUCGUGGGGUAAACGCGCCUCUCUACGCUCAGUUAACUGACGACGCCUCCUUAAAUUUUAAUGUUAACAACUCUGUCAACGUCUGGAUCAGCAACGGCGCGACUCCCUCCAAGCUGGUGUUGGGUCUGGGAGCGUAUGGCAAGACCUUUACCCUGACCAGUCUGAACAACACUUCCACCGGAGCGCCAGUCACCGGAGCUGGAGCAGCCGGGCCUUAUGUUGCAGAAGCUGGAACUUACAGUUACUAUGAGAUUUGCGAAGACCAAGUGAACAACGCCGCAGAAUGGAACAUUACCGAGGUUGAGGGCAACUACGUGUAUGCUAAUAAGGAUCUAUUCUGGGUCGGCUACGACAACCCCAACACUAUUAAGGCUAAGGCACAAUACGCCAAGACCAUGGGCCUGGGAGGCAUCAUGUACUGGGCCGUAGACUUGGAUGACUUCAGUGGCCUCUGCGGACACAAGUACCCUCUCAUCUCAGCGGGCAUUGCUGGGUAUAACUGUGCUUAAUUUUAGCAAUAGUUUUGCUG